Musa acuminata AAA Group (dessert banana) is the source of this 1147-nucleotide messenger RNA. Its product is annotated as ATP synthase subunit delta, chloroplastic-like. Gene Ontology annotation, cellular component: chloroplast thylakoid membrane. The coding region runs from base 235 to 954 and encodes 239 amino acids. Gene Ontology annotation, biological process: photosynthetic electron transport in photosystem II; photosynthetic electron transport in photosystem I; proton motive force-driven ATP synthesis. Gene Ontology annotation, molecular function: proton-transporting ATP synthase activity, rotational mechanism. The record is from RefSeq and is a predicted model, not a curated record. The transcript is spliced from 2 exons. NCBI's taxonomy places the organism in Eukaryota, Viridiplantae, Streptophyta, Magnoliopsida, Zingiberales, Musaceae.
GACGCGGGGCCCGAGGAAGCACAGCGAGUGGCCGUGGAGGCGGGGGUUGGAGAUGGGGCUUCUGCGGCUGUGAGCGUGCGCAGCUUCUCCCCCUCCCGUCCUCGACCAUUUAAGCCCGUCAGUAGUCUCUCUCUCUCUCUCUCUCCAACUUCUACCCAUUCAUCUCCUUGUUUCCUUCCACUCCGUCCGGGCAGCUUCCUCUUACAGGUUGACAGAUUAAGCAUUCGGCUGCAGAUGAGCAUCUUAAACCAGUCCAUCAGUCCAAAUGGACAACCGGCAUUCCCCCUUAAAGGUUCUGCCGCACAAGAUGCCUGUCAAAAUGUUCAAAUGGCCCUGCCAUUGCGUAAGACUUCCACCCUGAAGGCAUACCGAUCGAGCUCCAUGAAGAAAGCUUCCUCUGUUCGUGGUGCGUCUGAUGUUGGAUCUCGGACUGAUCGACACAUUGACAUUCUAGAUGGAUUCACCAGCAGCAUUCGCAACCUGCCUCAUCUACUCCAGCUUGAAAACCAAUCUGAGAAUGCAGAGAGAUGCAAGAUAUCAGUGUGCAGCAUGAAAUUCCAGCCCUUCAAUCCAAGUUUCAUGCAUGCCUUUGUGGAGAAUGAGGAGUUCUGUGAGACAGAAGAUGUUGGCAAAGAGUCUGAUCGAGGCUCCUUCAAGCCAAGUGAUGUUCUUGUCAUCUCUGUUUCAUCUGCUGUGGAGCUGGAUGACCGACAGAUGGAUCUCAUCACUAGGAAGAUGCAGAAGCUGACAGGAUUCAGAAAGUUGAGGCUGGAAAACAUCGUUGAUCCAUCGUUAAUUGCAGGGUUUGUCAUCAGCUACUGCAGCGAUGGGUCUCAUGUUAUCGAUCUAAGCGUGAAAGGUCAGUUGGCUACACUAGCAGCCCGACUCGAGUCGUCAGAUCAGAAGACUGCCACCACUGUGCAAAGCUGGAGUUUCCCAAGCAACACGAGCUAAACUGAUCAUAUACAAACUCAUGAGUCCGGACAAUGAACUCAAGGAAGCAAGAUCUUGAUCUUGUUCUGCUCAACUCUAAAUUUUUGGUUUCAGAGAUGUGGAUACAAGCAGGCUCUUACUACCUCUUUCAUGUAUUGACAGUGAACCUAUUAAUGGAGUUGUUAUAUGCAUCAAGUUUUGACUGUUUCUUGCA